Molecule: messenger RNA, 980 nt
Organism: Stereum hirsutum FP-91666 SS1
Lineage: Eukaryota; Fungi; Basidiomycota; Agaricomycetes; Russulales; Stereaceae
Exons: 5
Coding region: 7-888 (293 amino acids)
Source: RefSeq, a predicted model, not a curated record
UACGCCAUGACUGUCUCUCAGAGUAACGGAUGUCUCACCCAGACGUCGGUGGCGUCGACGUCGCUCAAGUCCAUCGUCACUGCACCACUACCGAGCUCGUCGUUGCCGAUGCCAAGUCAAAAUGAAGAAUAUUGUGGUCGCUCACAAUGGUCCUACUCAACAACUGUCGGGUCUCCAUCGAGUGCGAGUUCGAGCACAAUGUCUGCCUACUCAGAAACUGUCACUUUCCUCGCAGAGAACACCAUCUUCCGCGUUCCUCGUCGUCGUCUCGAAUCAACGCCAGACUCCCUCUUUUCCGGGAUGUUUCUCCUACCCUCAGAGGCGCACGAACCUGAAGGCAGCAGCGACUCAAACCCGAUCCACUUACCCGCCACUAUCACUGCCAAAGACUUUGCGUUCUUCGUUGAGGCUCUCUGUCCCGAGUCUAUCUCGAUGCCGAGUCUGGACUCUAACAGCGACGGCUGGCUCUCUGUGCUCGCGCUCGCCACACAAUGGCACUUCGACGAUCUCCGCAAGAAGGCGAUCGAGGUGCUUAGUAAACAAUCCCGAACGGCGGUCGACAAACUUGUCCUCGGGCGGACGUAUGUCGUCUCGAAUUGGCUCGUAUCCGCAUAUCAGGAUCUCGUCACCUCCGAUGCGCCACUCACACCAGAAUCGGAGCAUGCGCUCGGUGAGUGGGCGGUUUCGCACCUUCAGGAGAUCAAGAUGGAGCGGCGACAGACGGAGCGUGCGGGGGAGAAGUUCGAUGUGUGUAAGAAGGUGAAGGAGGCGUUCGAAGAUGAGCUGAUGGACGAUGAAGAGUAUCGAGAAGCCGUGAAGCUUGAGAAGAGUCUCAAGACAAAACCUCUCUGCUGGCCGUGGACGAUGAUGCGCGGCAUAGGCGUCUAGGGCCAUACUGUGUGACCAGGAGUCGUUGUAUUCUUUUUUUUUUUGGCUCGUGGGUUCCCUGGGAUAUUUUAUCUAUCUUAAUUGGUCUGUAC